Molecule: messenger RNA, 1262 nt
Organism: Lindgomyces ingoldianus
Lineage: Eukaryota; Fungi; Ascomycota; Dothideomycetes; Pleosporales; Lindgomycetaceae
Product: NGG1p interacting factor 3
Exons: 2
Coding region: 94-1212 (372 amino acids)
Cellular component (GO): mitochondrion; cytoplasm
Source: RefSeq, a predicted model, not a curated record
CUUGAUUUUCGACGGGGGAUUCGUGAAAUUGAGAGGGAAAGGGUUGGAGAUUUGCUCUGUAUGUUUCUUCAGACCCUGAGGCGAUCUUUUACGAUGAGUGUUUCGAUGAGCUCGGCUCCGUUCUCGAGAGCCGUGGUACGAGCUAUGCGAAAGCUCUACCCACCAGCCCUCGCAGACAACUCCUGGGACAACACUGGCCUCCUUCUCGAAGCCCCCUUCGUCCCAUCUCGCCCUCAAUCCAACACUAUCCUCCUCACUAUCGACCUCACUCGUGCUGUCGCUGACGAAGCCAUCGCGCUCAAAUCCUCUAUCAUAAUAUCCUACCACCCCAUCAUAUUCCGUGGCCUAAAAUGCCUCACUCUCGCAAACACCCAACAACAGAUUCUGCUCCGACUGGCGAGCCAUGGAAUCAGUGUCUACAGUCCCCAUACCGCCGUCGAUGCCGCACCCGGUGGUCUUGGAGACUGGCUCGCCGACAUAGUUACUGGAACGCGGACCAGCUACGAAGAGUUUUCUGAUGCUGUGGAAACGCCCAAUAGCAAGGAAGCCCUCGACGACAACGAUCCAUUCACAGACCUUAAACCCCCACCCACCUACACCCUAAACCACCACCCCAGCCAAACCUCCUUCCGCCUCGCAACCGCCGCUUCAGAAACUGUGACAACCAUCCCCCACACCCGUCGCCCGAUUGUUCCGCAGUCACCAGACCUCGAAUCGCAUCCUGGCGCAGGAAUGGGUCGCAUAGUGACGUUCAGUAAUCCGCAGCCGCUGCCUACGCUGUUGGAUCGAAUAGGUAAGGGCAUGAAUAAUCCGAAAGGUUUUCCUAUCGCGAUACCGCAAGGGAGAACUAUCUCGGAUCUGAGUAUCUCGAGCGUGGGCAUCUGCGCUGGUUCUGGGGGCUCGAUGCUCGGGGGUUUAGACGUGGAUUUGCUAUUUACGGGGGAAAUGAGCCAUCAUGAAGCACUUGCGGCGAUUGAGAAGGGGCAGGCAGUGAUCAGUUUGUUCCACAGCAAUUCAGAACGGGGGUUUCUGACUGAGGUAUUGCGGGGGCAGUUGGAAGGGAUGGUUGAGGAAGAGUGGGCGAAGAUCAGGCAGGAGGAUGGCGAGAAUGAGGAGUUGAGAGAAGUGUUGGAGGAGGAGUUUGAGGUCCUGGUUAGUGAGGUGGAUAGGGAUCCUUAUGGAAUUGUGAUUCUGAAGUCUGACACAGGAUGAGCAGGGAUGAGUGAGUUAGUAGAGUAGGAAAAUGGGGCCACAAUACCACA